This is a messenger RNA of Diuraphis noxia (Russian wheat aphid), 1068 nucleotides long. RefSeq names its product antennal protein 10. Lineage: Eukaryota; Metazoa; Arthropoda; Insecta; Hemiptera; Aphididae. The record is from RefSeq and is a predicted model, not a curated record.
GUUCACUGUCGCGAGAUAGAAAAUCCGAACGCAUUUUCACACGCGUUCUCGCCGGCACGAACGACAUAUAUAUAUUUUUGUAAACACGGUCGGACUUCACUCGAGUCGCAGAGACCUCAUCCUACAGAGGAAAGCUUUCGGGAUAUUUUGUUGCCACAAUUUUUUAGGCUCGUCGCCGUUGUGUUUUGUUUCCAUUUUGACGACGACGACGGAAAAUGUCGAAUUUUAACGAUGUGAACCGCAGUCCGCGUAGUCGUCCCGAAAUGUUCUGUUCGUUGAUGGCGGUCGCGGCGAUCGUCGUGCUCGUCCAUCAGCCCGCCGCCGUGUACUGCGCCGACGGCGGAACUUAUCCUAUUCAGCAACAGCAAAAGCAACCACAACCGCAGUCGAACAUGUUCACAGCUCCAUCGGGUUACUACAUAUCCACGUACGAUAACGUAGACGUGGGCAGGUUGCUGCGGAACAAAAUGUUUGUGUCGGGCUUCAUCAAGUGUUUCGUCAACGAGGGACGUUGCUCGCCGGAAGGCCAACAAGUAAAAGUGUACCUGUUGCCCGAGAUCAUACGUACCGUGUGCGGAAAGUGCACGCCUAGGCAAAAGGACAUGGCGCGGUUAGUGCUGAGACACAUUUACACGUACAGGCGAGAUGAUUUCGAGAAGAUCAUGCAGAUUUACGACACGGAUGGCAAGAAAAGCGAAAUCAUCGAAUUCAUGAACGAACAUUAGUUUACCUACCUAGUAUAUCAUUCAUUCGGCAGCUAUAAAAUUUCGUAAAACAUUAAGUUCCAUCGUAAUAUGCAUGAAUAGCGGUCACCAUAUCGCCAUCAUAAUCAACCACAUCGCUUCCACGCACGACUACGUCUGCAGGGCGUGGAGAGACUAUAGCUGCUGAUGGAUUAUAAUAUUAUAUUAAUCAUUUUUAUCAAUACAUAAUAACUGCCACUGCCGAUUUUGAACCGAAGAAUAAUGAAGCGGUUACCUAGACUUGCAAUGCUUUGUUUUUAAAUCUCCCCCGUGCACCAUAAAUCAUUAUUAUUAAUCAGGACACAAGCUUCAUAUUAUAUUAUAU